AUGGCAACUAACAAGAAGAACAAUGGCGUACACGUCUUGACGAUCCCAUUCCCAGCAGGUGGCCAUAUUCUUCCCCAUAUGGACCUAAUCCACCAGCUCCUCCGUCGUGGCUUGACCGUCACAAUUGUCGUCACCCCCAAAAACCUUCACUAUCUAAAUCCUCUUCUAUCUCUUCAUUCUUCCACCAGUGUUCAUACACUGGUUCUUCCAUUCCCUACUUGUUCAGCCUCUCCCAUCCCUCCCGGAGUCGAGAUCAUGCAAGAUGUUUCCUUAGCACCACAUUUCGUCGAAUCAUUGAGUGAACUUUUCGAUCCUUUGGUUAAAUGGUUUCGAACCCACCCAUCGCCUCCUGUUUCCGUUCUCUCUGAUAUGCUCCUUAGUUCCUGGGUCAACUCACUUGCUUCGUCUCUUAAUAUCCAGAAUCUGAGUUUCAGUGUUCUUAAUCCAAGUACUUUGUUUCCGCGGAUGUCAAGGUACCUGAACUAUGGUUCUGAAGAUGAUUCUUUCACAAGGAUACAUAUGGGGAUUGCAACAAGCUGGGGUCUUAUCUUCAACUCAUUUACUGAGCUAGAUGGUGACAAAAUGCAUAUGAUCAAAGAUGAGUUCAUCCACCAUGAUCGACUGUGGUCUAUAGGGCCUUUGCUUCCUAUAAAACCUAAUGGCACUGAGAGAGGUGGACCAGGUUCCAUGCCCCAACAUCAAAUAAUAGCAUGGCUUGAUUCUUUCCAUGUCGAUAAAUCUGCGGUGUAUGUCGGAUUCGGAACCCAGAUUUCGUUGUCCAAACGACAAAUGGAGACGUUGGCUUCAGCAUUGGAAGAGAGCGGAGUUCCUUUCAUUUGGGCCAUCAACAUCAUGGAAGAAGAUGGCAGAGAUCGGAACAAUGUUUCGUCCGGGUUCGAAGAGAGAGUACGAGGGAAGGGACUAGUAAUCAAAGGUUGGACGCCGCAGUUGGUGAUUCUGGAGCAUCGAGCUGUUGGUUCGUACUUGACUCACUGUGGCUGGAACUCGGCAUUAGAGGGACUACUGGGUGAAGUUUUGUUGCUGGUGUGGCCCAUGCAAGUCGAUCACUUCGACAACGCCAAGCUGCUGGCUGAAGAACUGGGAGUGUCUAUCCGUGUCUGCGAGGGUUUAAACACUGUCCCUGACGCAACCAAACUGGCUCGGAUCUUGUCUCACUCAGUAUCUGUGGACCAACCAGAGAGGGCUCGAGCCAUGAAACUAAAGGAAACUGCAUUGGCUGCCAUCCAAAAGGGCGGGAGUUCAGAUCAAGCUUUGGAUUGCUUAGUACAACUUUCUGCCUUAAGUGCAGGGACACUUAUAAACAAAUAUAAAGUACCACCAUGGAUAUACCGAGGGGAGCUGGUGGGAUAA
Messenger RNA from Hibiscus syriacus, 1371 nucleotides. RefSeq names its product flavonol 7-O-rhamnosyltransferase-like. Gene Ontology annotation, molecular function: UDP-glycosyltransferase activity. Bases 1 to 1371 code for a protein of 456 amino acids. The record is from RefSeq and is a predicted model, not a curated record. Lineage: Eukaryota; Viridiplantae; Streptophyta; Magnoliopsida; Malvales; Malvaceae. The transcript has a single exon.